Molecule: messenger RNA, 1111 nt
Organism: Melanaphis sacchari
Lineage: Eukaryota; Metazoa; Arthropoda; Insecta; Hemiptera; Aphididae
Exons: 2
Coding region: 212-952 (246 amino acids)
Source: RefSeq, a predicted model, not a curated record
ACUGUCGAGUCCGCACGUGACCAAAUAAUAUUUUUACUAUUUGUACGUUUUAUUUGUAUACCUAUAUAUUAUAAAUACCACAACCGCGGUAUUCGUAAAAAAUCGUCGCGCACGGUCUUCGUCCAACGAAAGACAGUAAAUUUGUUUUAUUUUUAUUAUUAUUAUCAUAAUACUUACAGUGUUUUAUUCGAGAAAAAAAAAACCAAAAACAAUGUUUUCUCUUGUCACGAUUUCGUUUACUUGCGUCUCGCUGGCCGCUUUCGUUUCCGCCGCUUCCGUGCCUGCGGCGCAACAACCACCGCAACAACAACGGCAAGAGGACGGAUUCGGCGUGGUCCUGUGGUCGGUGCUGGACGACUGUUUCUUCGGCGACGACGAUACGACCACACCGGCCACCGUGUGCCUCAAGUCCAAAGCCCUGACGGCCUUGGACCGAGCCCUCAGCAAGCCCGCCGUGACCCUAGCGGACGGCGUGACGCUCGCCGCCCGGGCCGGCAAGUCGCUGCAGGCCGUCGACCCGCAGGCCGAACGGGCCGACCGCGCCGCCUUGGACGCUGCCCCGGACGCGGACGCCAAGAACGCCCUGCUGGACGACAUGCUCGCCAACCGCAUGGACAGUCUCAUGUCCACCAGGACCAUCGUGCUGGACGGAGCCGGCCAAGAAGGUCGCAAAAAGAAGGACAAAGCCAUGCAACAAGCUAUGAUGAUGGCCGGUAUGACGGCUGCCGCUGUAAUGGGACCGAUGGCAUUAAAAAUCAUCGCUUUAAUCGCAGUCAAGGCGCUGUUGCUAAGCAAAAUCGCAUUGGUACUAUCCGGUAUUAUGGUGCUCAAGAAACUUAUGCAGCCACAACAGGGAGGUGGUCACGAAACUGAGUCGCCAUCUCAUCACGGCCGGAGCAUGCAACUCGACGACGCUGCUCACCACAUGGCGUAUUCAAACCAAAAGCAAUAACACUAGCCACCCUCACGUGGUUUAAUUUAUUAUUUAUUUAUUUCAUGUACUUAUAACUGAUGAUACUAAUAUUAUACUUUUUACUAUUAUUAAUUAUUCAUCGUGUACUAUUUUGUCUAAAUGACUAUUAAACUAAAUGGUAUUGUUUUUUUCGAUUUA